Penicillium coprophilum is the source of this 1167-nucleotide messenger RNA. RefSeq lists its product as uncharacterized. The transcript has a single exon. The record is from RefSeq and is a predicted model, not a curated record. NCBI's taxonomy places the organism in Eukaryota, Fungi, Ascomycota, Eurotiomycetes, Eurotiales, Aspergillaceae. The coding region runs from base 1 to 1167 and encodes 388 amino acids.
AUGACUGAGAUGUACUCCGGCCUCCAUGUGGGCCAGCGGUUUUGCUCUCUGGAAGAGUUCAAAACAGUGGUACGAAGUAUAUCAGUCAGGCAACACUGGGAGCUUCGAGUGGCUAGAAGCAACAAGAAAAGCGUAGUUAUCGGAUGUCGAUCAUCACCAACUUGCUUCUUUCGUGUGGUCUGCCGCUCAAACAAAAAUGCGACCUACAUCACCAGUCUUCAAGACAGCCAUAGUUGCCGCCGGAGUGCAAAUUCCCCUGCGGCGACACCCGCUCGCUCUGAGGCUUCCCAUGUGAGGUUUCUGCGAAGCGAGAUUCCAAAGCUUUUCGAUAUGAAGUUGAAAAUACGGGCCCAGGAUGUCGUGGACGCUGUGAAACGCUACCACGGCUAUGACAUCUCCAUGCGCCAGGCACAACGAGCGCUCACAAAAAUUCAACCGCGGCAUGGUGAGGGCCAGGAUGAACCGGGGCUGGAUCCCGACAUGAGUGCAGAGGAUCAGCAGUCGCCUGAGCAGUCCCCCGAGCCACAAGGAGAAGGGGCAGACGCAUAUGGGGAGAUAUCCGAGAAUCGCUGGCUUUCAGAGCAUCUCUCACCAUCACUGAUCGAUGAUGAUAACAUGUCCCCACACGACACCUCAAACAAUCACGUAUCUGCUCAGUCAUCUAGUUCCCAAGCCCUGCCACCUCCACCCCAGGUGCAACAUGUACCGAUUCCCGCACAGAACCAACCCCCUUUCAACCCCAGUUCACACCAAAUGACUCUACCACAAUCGGGAGUCGAAUAUCAGACCGCUGCUACUUUACCAGUAGGAGUGAUUGGACCUCCAAAAGACUACUCCAAUCGCAGUGAUCACGAUGGCGUCCCCCAGAUGGUUCUGACCAAUUUCAAGAUUGAGUUCACCUGCACAACCUGCGGGUCACUCAAUCAGAGCUUUUUCCCAAAUCAAGGAAAUGUCACUGGUGCCAACUAUAUGACUCACCAUACUGUACCAAAUCCUGGCAACGCCCCAAGACACGCUGGGCCUACUCCCCAGGACGGUGUUGGUAGCAGUAGCAAUGCAGUCGGCGAAAACCCUGCUUACGAUAUUAACGCCUCCAACACACCUACCAUGCAGAAUGCCUGGCCUGGUGGUGGUCUAGGAAUUCAGAUUGGACCGGCACAUACCUAA